AUGACUGAUCCCAUGAAGACUCUCGACGACUCAGGUCGUCCUGCACCUGCACCAGUCUCACGAAAGGUCUACGCAAUCGCUGGUAUCUCAGUAACCGUAUUCGGACUUGAAGAGCUUCGACCCGAGACCAAGAAUGUCGCCUGUCUCUGGUUACUUCAUCCUCGACUAGCAACGCAAGAGCGCAUGUCCGGCAUCGCAGCGUCCGCCAUUGGUGACUGGAAUAGCAAGCCCCAAUCGUCAACCAAGGGAUUGAUUGCUGUUUCGUUCGAUCAGAGAAAUCAUGGUACUAGACUUGUUGAUCCGUUGGCCAAUGAGGCUUGGAGACAAGGGAAUCCCCGCCAUGCGCAGGAUAUGUUUUCCGUUUUCCAGGGAACCGCUCGAGAUACAUCUUUACUGAUGGACUAUCUUGAAUCAUAUGUCUUUCCUAAAAAUGAACAUUACAUCUCAGAGAAUCUAGUUCUGGGUGUAUCUCUAGGCGGCCACGCCGCGUGGAGCUGUUUGCUUCAUGAUCCCCGAAUGACCUCGGGCGUCAUCAUAAUCGGAUGUCCCGACUAUCUAAAUCUGAUGAUUGACCGCGCCCGACUGUCCAAGUUGCCAUCGUGGACAAAGUCAACCCCGCCUGGAUCAGAGAUCCUAGGGUCAGAAGCAUUCCCAACUUCCUUCGUCGAUAUCGUCAAGGAAUACGAUCCUGCCAGCUUGAUGCUUGGGCCCAUGGACCCUGGUUCUUGUGGCCUUCCGCGUGAAGGGCCGUUGCCUGAGCCGACGGACAAGGAACAGCAGUUACUUCGACCGCUGUUGACACGGUGCCUCGCGGGUAAGCGCAUUCUGAAUAUGUCAGGCGGUAUCGAUAAGCUUGUGCCCUAUCACCGCGGAGAGGUUUUCUUAGAAUGGUUUAAAAAGGCCAUUGCGGCCAAUGGGUGGUUUGGAGACGGUGGUGUGACUUUCGAGGAUAUUAUUGAUCAGUCUGCUGGUCAUGAGGUGACUGCCAACAUGGUUGAUGAGGCUAUUCGUUUCAUUAGUGAGACGCUUGCAUCUAGCGAUGAGGGUAAAGAGCGGAGGGGUUCUGUGCGAGAAUCGAAGAUUUAG
Messenger RNA from Penicillium waksmanii, 1086 nucleotides. RefSeq lists its product as uncharacterized. NCBI's taxonomy places the organism in Eukaryota, Fungi, Ascomycota, Eurotiomycetes, Eurotiales, Aspergillaceae. Bases 1 to 1086 code for a protein of 361 amino acids. The transcript is spliced from 2 exons. The record is from RefSeq and is a predicted model, not a curated record.